CGCGCUGAGAGCAAACGAGGUGUCCGUACGUCAAAAUACUUUCAUAAACUCAAAUAAACUUGGGUGGUUAUAGUCGAAAGUAACUACACGCCGAGAUCUUUGUUUUUUUGCGAGUUGACGAAGAGGCUGUUUGUGUGAUCUGCGAGGAAUAUGAUCUCCAUGAGUUAUAUUUAGACUGCAUGCCUUAUUGACUCAUUUGCACCUCCAGUGACGAGUUUUAAUCAGUGAUACAAAUAGGUAAUGUAGCGCUUUCUUUCGGUUUGCUCAACAAAAGGUCUCCCAUGCGACUGAAGAACGAAUUUAAAGCGUGUUUGAUUUUCGAAGGAGCGGGAGUUGUUUAGGAGUGCAGUCAACUUACUGACUGACUGGCGAGAGAGACCGAGGGAUCUACGACGCGAAACGGUGGAAAAGAGACGCCAGAAGACGCGUCCAACAUGACCCUGGGAACGGAUAUGUCCGACAGCUCAGCAUUGUCAGACGAUGUGGAUAUAGAUGUUGUUGGUGGAGACAUAGCUGUUGUGAAAGAUGGAAAAUAUCUGCACCACCACAAUUUCCACUUGGACAAUGACUCGGACGAUACUCUGUCUCAGAAUGCAGGCGAAGGCGCUUCCUCCCCUGGUCACAACAACUUGGACUGCCCACAGGACCGAGUUGGAGUCGGAGGGGAUGGCGGCCCAGGAGACAUGACAACAGAAAAAGCUAGUAAGAAUACACUUGUAAAGCCUCCAUACUCGUAUAUUGCCUUAAUCACAAUGGCUAUUCUACAGAGUCCCAAGAAACGUUUAACUCUCAGCGAGAUCUGCGAGUUUAUCAGCAACAGGUUUCCGUACUACCGGGAAAAAUUUCCCGCUUGGCAAAACUCUAUUCGUCACAAUCUCUCCUUAAAUGACUGUUUUGUGAAAAUCCCCCGAGAGCCCGGCAAUCCUGGCAAGGGCAAUUACUGGACCCUCGACCCGGAUUCAGCCGACAUGUUCGACAAUGGGAGUUUUCUGCGCAGGAGAAAGCGCUUCAAGCGCCACCAAGCCAAUGAGAUUCUCAGGGACGCAGGGGGGUUCUUGCCCGGGUUCGGCUAUGGCCCAUAUGGCUAUAAUUAUGGUCUUCAGCUGCAGAAUUUCCACGCUCACCAUCCCUAUCAUCCACACCACCCCGGAGGCACUUUCCCUUUUCAAAAUGCACCUUGUGCUCUCCCUUCCCCUGCCUCCAUAUUUUCCACGCCGCACUCCCUUCCAUCGCUUUUGGGGGCCGAACUGAGAAAGCCAUUUUACCCCCAGCUAAGCCCGACACUGCCCGGGCUUCCUCCGCUCAAGACUGACACCAGCACUCCCAGUCGGCCGUCCUUCUCUAUAGACAAUAUCAUUGGUGCAACCAACUCGCCAGCCUCGCCAUACAACGCGCAGCAGGGCAGCCAGACUCAGAUCCUGGCUAUGCUGACCCCUUCGCUCGCAUCGGCUUCCAACCACUUGAAUCUCGCACAGGAAAGUGUCCUGCAGCCGACCGCACAGACUUUCGCAAGCAAAACAGCUAUGAACAAUUGUCAUUACUAAACUGGGGUUCAGGCCCCUAAAGCACAGAGUUCCUUUUAUUCCAUUCUGGUAUUGUCGUCAUUUGUUAAGGUAGGAUAAAUAUUCUUUGCGUAACUAAGGCUUUUAUUCUCCGCUCUCUUAAAAUAAUAUAAGAGAAGGCAAACGACCACGGUAGGCUACUUAUAUUUAUGAACUGUAAAUAUGUAAAUAGCACAAAAAAUUGAUUAAUAGGAGAGUCUUAUUUAGACGAAUAUAUGAAAAAUCAAAAAAGUAAAUGUGGAGCAUACAGUCUCACCUUCGUCGGCCUGUGGCCUGAUGCCUCAAUUUUAAACGGAAGACCAGCUGUUUGACUAGAGAGAAAAUAGCCAACACGUCCUUCUGCUCAGAUGCGAUACAUUUUCUUGCUGGCUGACAUAAUUUGAGAUUUUUUAUUGCUAUGUCCUUGUUUUAUAUAUUAUGUGAGUUUGUGAAAAGCACUGUUAAUACCGAGACUGAAUACUCAGGUUUUAAUUGUUUUUGAAGCACAUUGCUGGAGACGAUAGGGGCUGUAAAUAGAUCACAGGCUAACAUUUCCCACUCGCCCCUUUGUUCUCCACAUAGUGGUGUUUAGGUGAAUUUAUAAUUAUAUUAUUUUAUUUUGUCAAUAGGCAAUUAUGUGGUUUGGUGUAAAUCGCAUUACCUCUCCUGUUUGACUGUUGUACAUACGUUCCCUAGGCUAUUUCAUUGAAAGUAAUCUGUGAACAGUUGUUAUGUGUAAAGAAAGACGAAACACUUAAUGUCCAUGGGUCAUUUUUGUUGUAACGACAAAAAAUAAA
Molecule: messenger RNA, 2338 nt
Organism: Sardina pilchardus (European sardine)
Lineage: Eukaryota; Metazoa; Chordata; Actinopteri; Clupeiformes; Clupeidae
Gene: foxd2
Product: forkhead box D2
Exons: 1
Coding region: 435-1544 (369 amino acids)
Biological process (GO): anatomical structure morphogenesis; regulation of transcription by RNA polymerase II; cell differentiation
Molecular function (GO): DNA-binding transcription factor activity, RNA polymerase II-specific; RNA polymerase II cis-regulatory region sequence-specific DNA binding
Source: RefSeq, a predicted model, not a curated record